Saccoglossus kowalevskii is the source of this 1738-nucleotide messenger RNA. RefSeq lists its product as uncharacterized. Gene Ontology annotation, cellular component: membrane. NCBI's taxonomy places the organism in Eukaryota, Metazoa, Hemichordata, Enteropneusta, Harrimaniidae. Gene Ontology annotation, molecular function: sulfotransferase activity. The record is from RefSeq and is a predicted model, not a curated record.
CGAUAUGUCGUGCUACAGGUCGUCGGGUCACUACUUUCAACAAUACAAUCUUGUUUUGAAUGGGCAUGCAUUGACGUCUCCGGUAUUUGUAAAAGUCUGGCUUUUUAGUGUAUUUGUACCGAGGAUCACAGUGACAGGAGUGGUGUUUUGAGGUACUCUUUGGAGUACAACAAGUGUACGUGGCACAAGAGGUCGAUAUUGUUGAAGUUUGAACAAGCCGAAGCUCGGACACUGACAGUGAAGAAGUUGUGUGAGUUUUAUAACUUGAGUCACCGUCGGACACACUCGUCCAGUUCGGCACCGGUCUACAGGUAAGAAUGUUGAAGCACACACCUCAUUCUCUAAUGAAGAUGAAGAAGCUACGCCGUCUGCUAACAAUGAUCAUCGCAUUGGCUAUUACUUCUGUGAUUCUUACACAGAUUUUUACUGAUAGUGUAUUUAGAGAACUCAAGACAGUUAAUAUGCAACACUCUGUGAUAAGUACUACUCCAAAUAUUAGUACAACAGAUUUGCCACCUUUGAAUACGGACAGUUAUGCCAACUCGUUAGCUGAUCUGUGGUCACAGUGGAGCUGCGAUGCACUUUCAGUUUUUGUCGCGGAGGAGAAAAAACAAACAAAAUACCUAGACUGUGACAUUGCCAUGAAAUACAUAAGACGUUGUCUGAAUUCCACAGAGAUUGGUAGGAAACCGCUUCCAAACUUUUAUCUUAAUAAGAACAUUAACAAUUUGGGUGCAUACAAGGAGUACCGAGAUGCGAACAUAGCGUUUGUGCAUCUACCCAAAGCUGGAGGUACCUCAGUGGAGAGCGUUCUAUACAACGUCCCGGGAAUAAAUAAAAAUGGUGUUUUACACAAAUCUCGUGUUUCACAUUGCUCUGAUAUGUAUCGCCAAGCAUCUAGCAAAGGUUUUCGAAGAAAUUCUGCACAAACAUUGUUUUACUCUAAAAGAACAUUUGGUCUCCAUAAUUAUGCUUAUCGUAAGCGGCCGUUUGUCUAUGUCACCUGGAUGAGGGAACCAAUCAACAGAAUGAUGUCCACCUAUUUCUACACAAAGAAAACCAACUGUUUUAGUGUUCAUUACAUUUGCCGAAAAUAUGUUACAGAAACUAGUAAUCUCACCGAAUAUUUAAUGAAAACAUCCAAUAUUCACUUCCAAGACAUGGACAACUUUUAUGUACGUCUCCUGCAGUUUGGUGACUUUCCAGAGAUUGACUCGACUUUCGAGGACUGUUGCGGUGGAGUAGAACUAAAGGAUGUGUACAAAAUUCCUGCCAUACAAAAGAACAUUACUUGGUUGCGAAACGAAAUUUAGAACAAAACUUUGGUUUUAUUGGUCUCAUGGAGGAUUUCAAAACUUCUAAAGAAAUGUUAACUAGAUUGUUUGGAAUAUCACACAAUGAUGACAUCCAUAUCAAUUCCAAUCCACAGUUAUAACUUGACAGAUUAUGAAUUCAAUGAACUAAGUCGUAGAAACAUAUGGGAUAUUAAACUAUAUAAAAUCGCUAAAAAGAUUUACCAACAGCAAAAAGACAAUUUCUUAAAACUGACUCUUAAUUCCACAGAGAUGAGAUGAGUUGAGUUCUGGAAAAUCAUUACAAACCAUAGUAUUAAUUGUUAAUUUAUAUUACUUGGAACUAUAACAAUAAAGAGGUUUCUUGUCAAUUUGUCUUCGGAAAUUGACAUAUUUGUACAUUCUUUAUUAUUAUCUUAAACAAGUAUUUUUAUUUGGGUUUUUCU